GGUCAUUUGUGUCUCUGUCCGACGCUCAGACUGUGCAGUGGAUAUCGCGGAUCGAUCGAUCGCCGACGGACUGAUCGCAGACGGUGGCUAGCACGAGUAUCCAAACGCGUAUGGAGCAAUCAAUCACAACGUAGACAAAUUUAGUAUUCAGCGGCAUAUAAACGUAUUUCAAAUAUUUCUACAACACCCAACAAAGCGAUUAUUCUCAGAAAUACAAGUUCAAAAUCAAUUUUGCACACGCAAUACUUAAAAUAAAAUAAAAACAAAAGGAUAGCAAAACAAGCAAAAACACAAAACAAAACAAAAAAUAGACGCUAAAUAACAAAAGAGAAUAAACUUCGGUGAAGUGCCGUGUUUUCGUUGUUAUAUAAUAUAUGCCAAAGUUUGCGAGGUCACUGAAAUUUUAACAAGUUUUUUGUUGUGAAUGUGUUUGUGUACAUAUGACAUAUGCGAAAUUUCGGCCAAAUCUACGGCCUCCAAACGCAAACGCAGGUUGCCCGAUAACAGGUGGCACGCAUUGGCGAAAAAAACGUACUGGCGAUUGAUGACAAAUUGACGAGCAAAUAAAAGAAAACGGUAAUUAAUACGGAAUAGCAGUGCGCGAAUCGCUAGAAAACACUUGGGGCAACACACUCGAACCUUGAGUUGAGCCAAGAGCCGUGAAAAGUUGUGUAGCAACUCAGUGAAAGUUUAGUGCUCCGAACUGGCGGUAAUUAGUGAACAGGAAAUGAUGAAGCACGAUAGCAGUAUCAAGCCGAUACCUAUAGGGAAUCCAAGCAUAGCUGCCGGUCAAGUUUCAGGCACUUCGUCAUUAAAGCGUGGACUGUGGCGAAACCGCAAUGAGGUGGAAGCGCCAGUUUGCGCACGAAGUCCCAUCACUAAGGCGUUUGAUUUCCUGCCUUGGGGACGCAACAAGAAAACUGCUGACAAAACACAGCAGCAACAACCACAGCAGCACCAGCAAAAGCAGCAGCCAAAACAACAGCCAUCAUCUGCCGCAAAGUCAACAAAUAGCAGCGCUCACACCAAUACCAGCAGCACAAGCACAAAUAGUAAUGCCUCAACUACAAUUGCGACGGAUAAGGAUAAGGAGGCAGGUAUACAUUACCAUCGGAAUAUUUUUCGCAGCGGGGGUGGCCUUAUACGCGACAUUCUUGGCGGCGAUAAGUUGAAUAAAGAGAAAACCGGCAACAAUAAAUCGGAGUUGCCACUGAAAAAUUCCACCCAGCGCCAGAAGCCCAAGCAGGUAGUAGCGAGAAACAAAAGUUUAGAUAUACACGAACUUAUCAAUACUGUUGAGAAUGAAUUGCGUGGGGAAAAGCAGAAGAAUGGGCGUAGUCAGUUCAUGGACGACACGUUCAUUGAGAAUAUUAUGCGUGCCAAGGAAGCUUACCGUCAGGCCAAUAACGAUUUGAUGGAUGAAGAAAAGCCAGAAGAUUAUAGAUUUGUGGAUGGCACCGAUGAAGUUGAGGAUGGUCGUCACGAACUGACGCAGCAAAGGCAACAACAUACCAGUGAUGAACAGCUAGAGUGUGUGCCCUCAGGCAGCAUCAGCAUUGGUGCCCCACCAUCGCGACAUAUUCUCUUCAACGACGAGGACAUUGUAUAUCUGAUAAAGAAAGAGCUUCCGGUCAAACGGGAAAUGAGCAAAACCAAACGUAAAGUAUCUACCAACCAUUCGCCAAUGAACGAAAAGGAGCAGCAGUCCUAUCAGCAAUACCAUCAUCAUUACCACCAGCAGCCACAGCAGCAGCAACACCAACAAAGAGAACGAGAACGAGACCAUGAACGCGGAAGGGACCGUCAGGAACGUGGUGAAAGUGUAUUGCGUACACGCUUUAAAUUCAAGAAAUUGACACCGGAAGGCACACCACUGCCGGAGCGUAGAUCAACAUCGGCUCAAAUGCUCAACAAUCAACAGAGUCACAAUCAAAGCGACUACAAUGGUGUUGAAUAUGCCCAACCCAAUGCACGCAUUUACCAGACAUCAAGGUCGGUCAUUGAUAAUUAUGGCACAAACCUCAGUGAUUGUGGAAAGCGUAGCAUUCUGCAGCGACAAAACACUUCACCUGCUCUAAUUAGUUUGGCAGGAGAAAACGGUAGUGAAAACGGAAAUGGAGGCAGCUACAGUCCAGAAAAUCGACGACGACACCAUCAACUGUUUCAGCGUGGCGAGCAACGUGCACAGCUGCAACGCCGGAAAUCGUUCACAGACUACGACAACUCAGCACUAGGCAAUUGCAGUUCCAGCAGUAGUAUGGCAAGUGGCGGCGGCAGUGCUGGUGCGCCCAGCACCGAUCCACCGCGCGGAGAAAAACCUCGUAAGAAGCUCUCCUUUCGCGAACCAGUAGCAGAUAAGCCACGAAUACGACGUCGUAGCUCACCCCUACAGCAUCCACAAUAUAUCGGUGCCGAUGGCAAAAUACAUGACAUGGAUGCGACAGACGCGGCUGGUAACACUGCAAUGGACUUGAGUAAUGGGUUUGUCAAUACGAAUGCGAACAAAGUGAGCUGUGAUAAUUUGAGUCCCGGCAGCAAUAGCACAGCUUUAAUGGCCUUACCUGAUAACCGCAAUUACACUGCUCAGUUGAGCAACAUAACCUUAGACGCAACAGGAAACUGUUAUAUGGAUAAUGCUAAUUUAACAUUGGAUUUUGAGUCACAGGCGAUGCGAAUCGUACGCACCGUCGGCCAAGCCUUCGAAGUAUGUCACAAGUUCAAUCUUCAUAAGAAUUCCUUGGAUCACAACGACGAACGCUCGGAUGUCUCAUCGGAGUUGCUAGAUGUUGAACGCAUUUCAGAACAGCAGUUGACAGAUGAUGAGGUGGACAAAAAAGAGCCAUUGACUGCUGUGACGGACAUAAAGCCCCCUCAAAGACCGAAUCAUCUGGAAUUGGUGCCACAGACCAGUUCAAAUAUGCGCAAAUCACCGAGUUUGCUGACUGCUGAUGAAGAUAAAUCACCUACUACACCCUCAUCACCGAGCCAUGAAAUUAGCAAACUAAAGGAUCAAUUGGAGCAACAGGCCAUACAAACGCGUCAGGCAUUGGCGCAAUUGAUGUUGGUACGGGAGCAGCUCAUAUCGGAAACGAAUGCGCGCAUCGAGGCGCAGGCACGCACACAGCAACUGUUACAGCAGAAUCGCGAGCUGCUCGAGCAUUUGGCUUCACUGGGUGCCUAUAAUGAACAACAGACCGCCGGACUGACAUCGGCCAACAUCGGCAUGGCACCACAGCUGCAAAUGUUUUUACAAGCUACUGGCAACAACAACAAUUUGGCUACCAUCAAUCAACAAAUCAACAGCCUUGGCUCCAUCAACCAGCAGCUAACAUCACUCAGUCAUCAGCUGAGUGGUUUGAAUCAGCAAAGUCAAAAUAUACAAAAUUUCCAGAAUAUUAAUGCAGCACAUCAACAACACCAACAGCAGCCAUCACCGCCGGCCUCAGUUGCUGUUCAACAACAGUUGACGCCACCCAGCUCAAACGCCUCAAUGCAACAUUUGAAUAUCGCCACGACGGCGAGAGCUGCCAAUAGCAGCAACAGCAGCACCAUCAACAACAACAGCAGCAACAACAACACUGGCGGCAGCAACAGUUCAUUCCCCACAAUGAACCAAUUGCAAAGCAUUAGCAAUCAACUGCAGCAACUUAACGCGCAGGCUACGCAAUCACAGCAGGACGCGCUAUCCAAAGAUCUAUUUCAGGUCAAUCAGGAGCUGCUGAAUCGCCUACAGGCGCUUAACCUGGGCGCUAGUAAUGCCAACGCGCUAACGUCACUGACCAGUGCUCAGCAAACGCCCUCGCCUCGCAAUUCAUUCUUCUUCGUCAAUCCUAUGUCCUGCAGUCCGGCCAACAACAACAACACCGCUAGCAAUUUCAAUUUCCUCAGCUCGCCAAGCACGCUGUCGGGUCAGCUGACUCCAUCGCCGAUGAGCACACUCACGCGCAAUUCAUAUACACAUAGCCCACAGCUACAACAGCAAAACGAAGCGGAAGCGUUACGACUUAGCAGCAUCGAUCAGAAUUUGAACAACCUUAUAGACGAGCAACUGAUGAAGCCACUAAGCGGGCCAAUAGUAUCGGCCAGUUCUAAUGGCAACAUAGCCGCGAGCAGUACCUCUGGUACGCGCGAAUCUAGCCGCUCCUCGUCGACGCUGGACUCAACAUCGCCAUCAUCGCCACGCAUACGCAGUGCCAACAACGAGCCACGCUUCAACACAGUGAUGCUAAAGGUCACCGACGAAGCAGGCAACGUGACUAACCAGCGAAAACUCUCGGCCACUCCGAGUUUCAUACAGCGCAGCACCAGCGAAAAAGUGCCAAAUCGUAGCCAAAUUAUGAGCCAGGUACAACGCACAGCUUGGGCGCGUCACACCACCAAAUAACAGCAGGAAACAGGCAAAGACGGCGACAGCUGUGUGGAUGGCAUUAUAAUAGAGAUCUAGUUGGGACUAAGUAGGGUGGGUGGGAUUUUUGUCAAUACACAAUAAGGCAGAGUAGCGUUGUGCAUUCAAUGUUGUCGAUUGUGCUUCAGAAAUUAAAUUUUUCUUAUACAUACUUAUAUAUAAAAGUAGGUUAUGUUAAAAAUACUCAUACAUACAUAGAUACAAAUACUUAUGUAUCUUAAGGGAGUAUUACAUACAGAUGAUGCGAUAGAUUGGUCUAUCGUAGAGAAAUUUCAUAUCUAUUAGAAUUAGUGCAGUCCAUUAAUAAACUGGUAGGAAGCUCCAAAGAACUUCAAUUAAUAAAUUUAGUUACUGUA
Molecule: messenger RNA, 4761 nt
Organism: Anastrepha obliqua
Lineage: Eukaryota; Metazoa; Arthropoda; Insecta; Diptera; Tephritidae
Product: GATA zinc finger domain-containing protein 7
Exons: 7
Coding region: 728-4384 (1218 amino acids)
Molecular function (GO): nitric-oxide synthase binding
Source: RefSeq, a predicted model, not a curated record